Messenger RNA from Oncorhynchus masou masou (cherry salmon), 747 nucleotides. Its product is annotated as tetratricopeptide repeat protein 9A-like. NCBI's taxonomy places the organism in Eukaryota, Metazoa, Chordata, Actinopteri, Salmoniformes, Salmonidae. The record is from RefSeq and is a predicted model, not a curated record. The coding region runs from base 1 to 747 and encodes 248 amino acids. The transcript has 3 exons. Gene Ontology annotation, molecular function: protein binding.
AUGAGUGUAAACCAGACUGGGUAUGAUGAUAUUUCUAGAGUGGAUGGUGGAACUGUGACGGGCGGCCUCAACGUCAGUGGUGCCCUGAAGCUGCAACAGUGUGCUCAGCCUCCCGCUAAUCGACCCAGGGAUGCCCGGCACCAGCAACAUAGCAGCCGGCAGCACCAGCACGGCGGUGUACCUGUCAAACCGCCUUAUUCCGGGCAGUCCGAACCCGCGGACAUUGUGAAGCGCACCAUCGACUUCAAGACACAAGGCACACAGUGUUACAAGGAUAAGAAGUACCGGGAGGCGAUUGGCCAGUACCACCGUGCUUUAUUAGAGAUGAAUGGGUUGUGCCGGGUGCUGGGAGACCCUGAUGCCAGCUCUAAGUCCCCUUCCUCGGUGCUGCCUACCAUGACCAGGCCAGACAGCCUGACAGACGAGCAGAAAGGUGCCAUGGAGAUCGCUGAGCUGGAGUGUUACAACAGUCUGGCAGCGUGCCUGUUGCAGAUGGAGCUGGUCAACUAUGAGCGUGUGAAGGAGUAUUGUCUGAAGGUGUGUUGCGUAAAGGAAGGGGACCACUUCAAGGCUUUGUACCGCUCUGGAGUGGCCUACUAUCACCUAGUAGACUUCCACAAGACCCUUCACUACCUCAAGGAGUCCCACAAACAGCAGCCAGCAGACACCAAUGUUCUCCGUUACAUCCAGCUGACUGAGAUGAAGAUCCGUCGUUCUGCCCAGAGGGAGAAGAAAGAGACCACAUAA